AUGAGCCAAGCAGCCGCGGGUAGCAGCGCGAAUGGCCUUGCGAAUGGCACAGCGAGUGGUAGCGGGAGUGAAGGAGGCGCGGGUUGGAUCCGCUGCAUGGACUUGCGCAAUUUCAUGUGCCACGAGGCACUCCACGUGGACUUUAUCCGCCACGUCAACUUUAUUACUGGUUCUAACGGAAGCGGCAAGAGUGCGGUGCUGACGGGGCUGUGCGUGGCGUUCGGCACGCGAGCUCGUACGACGAAUCGCGCGUCCGCCAUCAAGGACUUUAUUCGCACCGGAUGCAGCGCGGCGGUGGUAAGCGUGGAGCUGAACAACGAGGGCGAGGAGGCGUUCCGCCCUGACGAGUUCGGUCCGCGCCUCACGGUGGAGCGCCGCAUCACCGACAACGGCUCCUCCACUCUCGCACUCAAGGACUUCCGCGGGAGGAAGGUGCGCAGCAAGAGGGAGGAUCUGGACGAGCUCACAGCACACUUCAACUUGGACGUGGACAAUCCGUGCAUAGUGAUGUCGCAGGACAAGAGUCGCGAGUUCCUGCAUUCCGGCACGCCCAAAGACAAGUACAAGUUCUUCAUCAAAGCCACUCUGCUGGAAAAGGUCUCGGCACGUCUGGGCACCAUCUCAGGGCGGCUGGUGGUGUGCCGGCGGCAGCUGGGGGAGGCAGAGACAGCCCUGGUGCCCUUGGAAGAGAAGGCGCGGCAGGCGGAGCAGCUGGUGCGCGAGCUGGAGGAGGCGGAGAGCCGCGGGCAGGAGGCGGACCGCGUGACGAAGCAGCUGGCGUGGGCGUACGUGCACGAGGCGGAGCAAGAGGUGGUGGACGCGGAGAGGGCCAAGCACGAGGCGCAGGAGAGGGUCGCGGAGCUGGAGGAGCGGCUGGCUACCGCACAGAGUCGGGUGGAGACAGUGCAGCAGCAGAUGGAGCAGCACAUGGGGCGCGUGAAGGGUGUGCAGCAACGAGGUGGAGCGCGUCAAGGCGGAGCAGGACCGCUUCAGACAGCAGCUCGCCCAG
Molecule: messenger RNA, 1009 nt
Organism: Closterium sp. Yama58-4
Lineage: Eukaryota; Viridiplantae; Streptophyta; Zygnematophyceae; Desmidiales; Closteriaceae
Source: the annotation of a GenBank genome assembly